Molecule: messenger RNA, 810 nt
Organism: Chondrus crispus (carragheen)
Lineage: Eukaryota; Rhodophyta; Florideophyceae; Gigartinales; Gigartinaceae
Exons: 1
Coding region: 1-810 (269 amino acids)
Biological process (GO): UDP-glucose transmembrane transport
Cellular component (GO): Golgi apparatus; endoplasmic reticulum-Golgi intermediate compartment; cis-Golgi network
Molecular function (GO): antiporter activity
Source: RefSeq, a predicted model, not a curated record
AUGGCUCUGAAGAUUCUCACGGUCUCGUUUGGGACCAUUUUGAAGGGAGGGGCUCCAGUAUUUACGAUGAUGUGGGGCUUGCUGCUCGGGAUUGAGACCUUUUCCGUUCAUCUUUGCCUCUCCCUCUUUGUGAUCGCCCUCGGGAUCGCACUUGCUGCCUUCGGGCAGCACACGUUCGUGCUCACCGGUUUCAUUUUGCAGUUGCUCGCAACUGCUUUAGGGGGCUUGCGGUGGGCCAUGACGCACGGCCUGUUGAAAGGAACUCGCGAUGGCGAAUCUUCUCAGCGCAUGGCGCCCCUCACUGCCACGCUGUACACAUCACCUACUACGGCUCUCUGCGUCCUACCGGUUGCACUUUUGUUCGAAGGUAGUCAAGUGGCCACUAAGAUGACUACCAUCACAGCCAAUGAGUUUUGGAUAAUUUUCGGGAGUAUGCUGUUCGUCGGCACCUUGGUAUUCAUUCUCCUUAUGAGCGAAUACUGGCUUGUCAAUGCCACUUCCUCCCUCGCACUGAGUGUAGCGGGAGUUUUUAAAGAGCUUCUAACGAUAGCUGGCGGCAUCACGUUUUUCAAAGACGAUUUGACACUUCUGAAUACCAUCGGUUUCAGCAUUUGUCAGGCGGGGAUCGGCGCAUACAUGUGGCUGCGUUAUGAUCCGGACGAAACGACAAGAGUGAAUCAGGUCCCUGUUUCUGAACUUCCGCUUACCUACAACGAAGCAUCUGACGGUGAGGGGUACGAGAUGGGGGAGACAGAUCUGCAGGUAAUGGACCGCGUACCGCAGCCAGUUUUGGUAACAGUUCGACAGUGA